GCGCUUCUAUAAGUCAGACCUACUAGCAGAUUUUUUCAUAGCAACUGUCGCAGACGAGAAGAAACCCGCCCAAGUUGCCCGACGAUGAAAGUUUGUAACAACCAGCUCCUUGUCAGUUUUCUUUUUGGACUGUCGUGCUGUUUUCUUGUUUGCUCGGCGAAUCAGGAUGAGGACGACUCGAUGAAUCCAGACAAGAAGGCUCUGGACUACUUGGGCUCGGGCUUCAUCAAGCGCUACCCAGGCGGCUCUCUCGACAGUUUAGGGUCUGGGCUGGUGAAGCGACCCAUCGACUCCCUGGGAUUCGGCUUAAUCCGAAAGCGGCCCAUUGAUUCCAUCGGGUACGGUCUAAUCAAGCGCGAAUUCGGAACACAGAAAUCGAAAAAAGACUUAGAUUAUCUCGGAGCCGGCCUGAUCAAGCGAGACGACAGCGAUGACGACGACGACAUUGAAUCCAUGGACACGGAAUCGGCUCAGAAACGCCUCGUGGAUUCGCUUGGUUCCGGUUUCAUCAGAAAGCGACCACUCGAUUCAAUCGGAAAAGGGUUCAUAAAGAGAGCGUACCUGGAUUCCAUUGGCAAUGGUUUUAUCAAGAAGAGGCCGCUCGAUUCUCUCGGGAAGGGGCUAAUCAGAAAACGAAUGUACCAGACGAAAGGUCACGGCUAUCUCAAGAAGCGUCCAAUCGACUCAAUAGGCUCUGGGUUCAUCUAAAAGUCAAACUUGACAACAAGGCGGAAACUGUACAGAAAAGAAUUUGUGAUAACGCUGGGUGCACCAUAGAAAAAACAAGACAGUCCAUAUCUCGUUAAACAAACUGCGUUUUUGUCCAUCAACGACUGUAUAGUUUCAUUAUGUAUUUUUCUUUCAUAACAGUCAAUAAUUGAUAUUUUUUCACCGUGUAAAUUAAAGCCACUUGUUCCAGUGUAAAACUGCAAUUACUGCAUAGUAUAUGACUGUUUUGUAAACCCAACAGCUUUAACCGUUGACCAUUUUUGCACACACAUAUAUAAAGAGUGACCAAUAUCGGACGUUAUAUUUGCUAUAGCUAACCAAAAGCUAUCAAUAAAUAAACAUCACAUUUCGCAGAUCGUUACUAAAAGACAUUCUGUAUGAACGUACCUUAACGAUUAAAACAAUUUCAAAUUGUGUGUCGUCGAGAACUGAACUUUAUCAAACAAAACCUAUACCUUGACAGCUAGUAACAUAUCAUAAAGUGUCAUCUAGAUACUUUGUUAAAUUUAUUCUUUGAUUUAUUUUUAAAGUUUUACUCAAUCUGUUCUGUGUUGUUUUGCUGGUCAUCUACUUUUAGGGGGUUGGUGUGGAGGAGUCCAAUUUUUUUUUUAUGAAGCGUAUUUCAGAUACAGUCACAUCGACGAAGAGACUGGUUACGGCAAUUGUUAUUAAUACCUAUCAAUUAGAGUAUAAAUAUCGGACGUAACACAUAGUUUAAUAAUCUUAUAAUUUCUAUCAUGAAAGAUAUAAAAAGGUGAAUUAAUUUACCUUUUGCACCACCCAACCCAUUCCGCAAACGAUCACUCCCCUUAUACUGAGUAUAAGGUACGGUAUAAACAAUAUACAAAUAUGUACACUUGGCAAAAGGGAUAAACAAACAAUUAUACGUCUAAACAGGAUGAAAUUGGUAAAGUAAAAGUUCAAUGAAAAGGUGAGAAAGAGAAUGAAACAAUAUUCUCAAAGCAUACCGACUACGUUGUGUCCAAAUGCGCUAGCUGGAAUGAUAAUAAAAUUGUUUUAACAAGCAAUGAGUGCUCAUUAAUAAGAGUAAGAAAAUACACAGAAAUAUAUAAUUACUAUGCAAAAACAACAAAAACGUUGUAUGAAACUCAAACAGAAAGAAAAUAGGUAAAUAUUUAAAAACAGGCCAAUUUUGACUUCAUGAUAAAAUUUUACUAUAACACUAAAAUUAUACUUUUAUUGAACUUACCCAAGUCACAGUUUCACGGUAACUGAUGUCACAAUCAAUUUUAAAGCUAAUUUUCGAAUUUCAAAUACAACUUAGCUGUAUUUUGUCUUACUUUUGUAACUAAUAUUAAUUUCAAACGAGGUGGCUAUAGGCAGGUUACCUAAUGCUGAAAUACAAAUUAAUCGGACUACCGUAAAUAGUCUUUAGUACAAUAAAAUACACGAGAAACAUUCUUAAUAAACAAAUAUAGAAUUAAAAUAUCACAUUUCAAUAGUAAAACAUACAGGCACAUUAUACGUAAUAAUAAUUUACUUAAAAGAAACUUAAAAACGAAUCGACACUUCAAAUAAAUAGAAAUGUAUAACAAGUGUGUAUUUUUAGAUAGUGUAUGAAGGUAGUCACCAAACAGGUAAAUUCACGGUUUGGCUAUAAUGCACAUUAAAUUGUUAUUAUUUAUAAUUAUUGUUGAACGGUAAAAAGUUAUCUACUUUUCUACUUACGGUAGAGUUAUUUUCUUUGUUACUAACAAGGGCGAUGAAUUGGGCAAGUAGGACACGGUAAUUUAAACUACUUUACGGUAUUAAGCUACUUUGCGAUAUUACCGUGAACGCCAUAUUUCUUGAACCCGCCGUUGAAUAAAAAAUGUGAUUUUAUUUUUAAACAGAACGACGCGGCAGAUAUUUUUUUAAUACCAAAUUAUAAGAUUAUAUAUUAUUUAACAGAGAAUUUUUUUCUCUCAUUUGAUGUACUACGUACUCUAUUAAUAUUGAAUCAUCUUUAAAACAGUUCAUCAUUAAGCAUCGAUAUUAAUUUCAUAUAUCUCUGUAUCAUGAGAUGUGCUAUGUUAAUUCAGCAAUAAAGACUUGGACAGAU
Gigantopelta aegis is the source of this 2791-nucleotide messenger RNA. RefSeq lists its product as uncharacterized. The transcript is spliced from 2 exons. NCBI's taxonomy places the organism in Eukaryota, Metazoa, Mollusca, Gastropoda, Neomphalida, Peltospiridae. The coding region runs from base 85 to 708 and encodes 207 amino acids. The record is from RefSeq and is a predicted model, not a curated record.